This is a messenger RNA of Trametes versicolor FP-101664 SS1, 524 nucleotides long. RefSeq lists its product as uncharacterized. The record is from RefSeq and is a predicted model, not a curated record. NCBI's taxonomy places the organism in Eukaryota, Fungi, Basidiomycota, Agaricomycetes, Polyporales, Polyporaceae. The transcript has a single exon. The annotation marks the transcript as partial.
UCGUGACACAAAGCCCUGCUCCCGAACAAUCACUCCGCCGGUCAUGCCCACUUACGUUAACGCUUGAUGUCGAGCCCUCGAGCUUCGAUGGCUGCCAUCGGCUAGGUAUUGACUCGGACCAUGUGUGCGUAUACUCGUUCUGCUCGGAGCAUGAGUUCAUUCUCAUUGCACGGCGAGUGCGGACUCACUGUGCGCAGGACAAGCACCUGCGCGAGGAGCAUGUCUGCGCACUGCACUUGGACGCAUCGCCGUACGAGCACGGCGCACGCACCUCGUCCUGCGUCCUACGAACGCACAUCGUCCAUUGACCGAGCCGAAUGGGAGGAGAUCGCGAACGCGGCAUGCGUUCCGCAUGUCAAGCCGCCCAGAGCGUACGUAUGGCCGACCCUCGUCUAGACCUCCGUCGACGCGCAUCGUGCGUUGGUUGGUGCAGGACGAGGCCCUCCGAGUUCCCCAUCACUUAGACUCAAUCCCGAGCGACGGGCGUGUGUCCCGGACGUUCGUUGAUUGGGUCCCGGAGUGUG